AUGACUGAAAAAAAUAAAUUUUAUAUAAUUAUAGUGCUUUUACUCUUUGGAAUUUCUUUUUAUUUAAGUAAGUUAUUUAAUUAUUUUAAAUUAAUCUUUAAUUUAAUGAUAGUUUUCAAAAAUAAAUUUAUUUUUAAAAUUAAAGUUAAAGAAUUACUUGGCUUUCCUGACGAUUUAAUUAUAACAAAAUAUUCAUUUAUUCGAAAGGGAUUAAAUUUAAGUGAAGCUGAAUUAUGGCAAAAACAAAAUAAUUUAAAUUUAAAAUAUAUUAAUUUAACUGAAAUGGAUAUUUGGAAAGAAAAUAAUUUAACAAAAUUUUUAUUAAUUGAAAUACCUAAAGAUUGGAAUGGAGAAUGUGGAGGGUUUGCUAAUCAAAUGUGGAGAUUUGCAGUAAUUUAUGUUUGGGGUUUACAAUUAGGUCGUUAUCCUGGAAUUUUUAAUAAUAGUGCGUGGACUUGUGAUUCUUUAAAUUUGCCAAAUGAAAUUGAAGAAACAUUUCCUGUUGUUCACAAAAUAUUUAUUUAUUUUAAAGUUUUUAAAAAAAUAUUUUUUAAAAAUAAAUUUUUUUUAAGCCAAAUCAAAUAG
Messenger RNA from Meloidogyne enterolobii, 585 nucleotides. The record is from the annotation of a GenBank genome assembly. Lineage: Eukaryota; Metazoa; Nematoda; Chromadorea; Rhabditida; Meloidogynidae.